AUGUCUUCAUUCAACCUCUCGAGCGUCGGCCCACGAACUACUCUUGAUCCCGAAUUCAGAGUCUUCCUCUCCAAGAACACCGAGCUCCACUUGGGAGGCUCGGGGGACUUCCACGACGAGAGCGCGCAUUACACAAAGUGUUCUGCCUCCCGGCCCUACCCCCGCACACCGCAAGCGCCAAUCCGCGAGUUCACCGCAAUUUGUGGUCCUCAUGGCAACAUCCCAAUUGGAGUCUUCUACCCGAAAUUCAGAGUAGAAAAGCGUAAAGUUGUGGACGUAGCAACGCUCCUAUAUCUUCACGGUGGCGGAUACACUGUUCGUACCGUGGAUGAGGUUGGGAAUGGGUUAAGGAUCCUAGCGGAGGAGUCCGAUGUGCACGUCUAUGCUGUCGAGUAUCGACUACCUCCCGAAUGGCGUGAUCGCCAGCGCAGCUGGAUGACGACUUUGAAUUUGAGGUUGAGACAGAUAAGAAAAUCUCUCGCAGCUCAGCUAUUGCUCUAUCCUGAGGCGAGGCUGCCAUUCGGCAUGCUGGCCGCUGCACAGAAGAUCAUUGGCCGCUACUCGGACUGGAAACCUAUUGGCUUCCCGGCUCCGACUCGCAAGUAUAUCCCUCGUGGGAUUCCAUAUCUCAGCGAUCUGGGGAAUAUUGUCAACCUCCAAUAUAUCGAUUUUCCAUCAAUAAAUCGAUCACUUUCCAAUAAUGUUCCUCCAGCAGCCGUCUUCAGGUGCGGAUUCGAUCCUUUGCAUGAUGUAGGUGUCAAGUAUGGUGCGAAGCUGAAGCAGGCUGCGAUUGAGGCAGCCUGGCGUCACUUCGAAAAACUGGCACAUGGCUUUUUGCAGACGUCUUGCAUAUAG
Hyaloscypha bicolor E is the source of this 855-nucleotide messenger RNA. RefSeq lists its product as uncharacterized. Bases 1 to 855 code for a protein of 284 amino acids. Gene Ontology annotation, molecular function: hydrolase activity. Lineage: Eukaryota; Fungi; Ascomycota; Leotiomycetes; Helotiales; Hyaloscyphaceae. The transcript has 4 exons. The record is from RefSeq and is a predicted model, not a curated record.